CCGCCGAUUUCGAAACCGGAAAAUUAAACAAAGGGAAAAAAUCUAUAGAAGCACACCACCUUGCUUGCAUUUUCCGCUGUAACAGCGUCGGCGCCGACUCCGGCAGAAGCCAGAAGAGCUCCAAUAACAUGCCGGCAACUAUACUACGUGUUCUCGCCGUGAUACUCCUCUGUUAUAUAACGCCGUUAGCUCAUUCACACUACCACUGGCCAUCCUCCUCCGCGCCCGCGCAAUCCGAGUGGCGGCCAGCGCGGGCGACCUACUACGCGCCGGCGGAUCCCCGCGAUGCGGUGGGCGGCGCGUGCGGGUUCGGCGAUCUGGAGAGGAGCGGCUACGGCAAGGCGACGGCGGGGCUGAGCACCGUGCUGUUCGAGAGGGGCCAGAUCUGCGGCGCGUGCUUUGAGGUCAGGUGCGUCGAGGAUCUCCGCUGGUGCAUCCCUGGAACUUCCAUUAUUGUUACCGCUACCAAUUUUUGCGCUCCCAACUACGGCUUCGAACCAGACGGCGGCGGCCAUUGCAAUCCCCCCAACGCUCAUUUUGUGCUGCCUAUUGAGGCGUUUGAGAAGAUUGCCAUUUGGAAAGCUUCGAAUAUGCCGAUUCAGUACCGCAGAAUAAAGUGCAGAAAGGAAGGAGGAGUGCGGUUCACCAUAACCGGUGCAGGAAUCUCCCUGUCGGUGCUGAUCAGCAACGUUGCUGGUGCUGGUGACAUAGUUGCGGUGAAAAUUAAGGGCACAAAAACAGGAUGGCUUCCAAUGGGCAGGAAUUGGGGCCAAAUCUGGCACAUAAAUGCUGACUUGAAGAACCAACCUCUUUCGUUCGAGAUAGCUACCAGUGAUAAAGUCACCCUCACUUCUUACAGUGUUGCUCCCAAGAACUGGAAUUUUGGACAGACUUUUGAAGGUAAGCAGUUUGAACUUUGAAGCUUGAGUAAAAUCUCCAUGAAUUUCAUUGCCUGGACAUUCAUACUGAAAAGGGUUGCCACCAUUAUAGAACCUAUAAGCUAGAUAUGAGCCAUUGUUCUUAUGGUUGUUUUUGUGUGGCAAAUGUAAUUAGAAAUCCCAAACUGCACUUAGUGAUAGCUGCAGUUCUUUUGGAUAAGGGAUCUCAAAAUUUCUGGGUUUUCAUCUCAAAAUCAGACUACACAUCUUGCCAAAUGUGUAGUCUGAUUCCAGUCAUUAAAUUGUAAUCUAUAACCCUGGUGGUCAGUUUACAGAAAUACCAGAUUUAACUUCUGUCAACUGAAUCGAACUGCAUAGUGUUUAUAGAUAGCUCAGUUGGUUCUCGUGUCA
Messenger RNA from Ipomoea triloba (trilobed morning glory), 1289 nucleotides. RefSeq names its product expansin-A13-like. The record is from RefSeq and is a predicted model, not a curated record. Gene Ontology annotation, cellular component: extracellular region. Gene Ontology annotation, biological process: plant-type cell wall organization. Bases 129 to 920 code for a protein of 263 amino acids. NCBI's taxonomy places the organism in Eukaryota, Viridiplantae, Streptophyta, Magnoliopsida, Solanales, Convolvulaceae. The transcript has 2 exons.